This is a messenger RNA of Nilaparvata lugens (brown planthopper), 2494 nucleotides long. RefSeq names its product protein O-mannose kinase-like. The coding region runs from base 1463 to 2350 and encodes 295 amino acids. The transcript has 2 exons. Gene Ontology annotation, molecular function: protein tyrosine kinase activity; ATP binding; carbohydrate kinase activity. Gene Ontology annotation, biological process: protein O-linked glycosylation; carbohydrate phosphorylation; protein phosphorylation. Gene Ontology annotation, cellular component: endoplasmic reticulum membrane. Lineage: Eukaryota; Metazoa; Arthropoda; Insecta; Hemiptera; Delphacidae. The record is from RefSeq and is a predicted model, not a curated record.
AAUCAAAAACUAAAACUUCAACCUAACUAACUACCUGAAAGGUUAUGUUUGCAAUAUUUGGAUUAAUAAUUUUCUGAUUUAGAUUUAAUAUUAUUUCUGUCUUCAAUUCAUAAUGCUUGUUACUGCAUAACAUUUUAAUCAGUUGUAAGUACCAAAUAUUAUAUCAUUCAUUGUUAUGAGUUCAGAUUUUGUUUUAGUUUCAAAGAAAAAGAAAUCUCGUAGAAAAGAUGGCACUACUAGUUUAUUAAGGAGAAUCUCUUCGAUCUGCGAAGAAGUCGGCAGUUCGAGCUAUUGUGACAAUCUAGUUCAAGUUCUCCACGAAAUUCUCUCUCAACAAAAACUUGACUCCUUCCAGGACAUCUUGUGCUACGGCCUGGGAAGUGUUGAAAACUUCGCAAACUCAAAAUACCAGUUCGGACUUCUAGUCAGCUUGAAAGAACACUUCAACACCAAAGUCCAAAUCUACGAUCCUAACUUCAGAGCAGACGAUUUGACGUUGUUUGAACAUUACGAUUUCGAAGUGAUUGAGGAGAACGAGUUUGGUAAGAGAUCAAUCGAUAGUGCAACCCUAGUUUACCUUCCGCAUUGUCCGCACGAAUUGUUGAACAAUUUUCUGUGGAAAAAUUGGGACAUCACUAGUUUGAGAAAGUGUGUGAUAUUUGGUAACAGUAUAGGACAUUUCAUUGAUAACACGCCGGUAAAAACGAAAGAAACAUUCAAGUAUAUCUGUAGGGUGCAGUGUUUGGUUAAGGAAGUUUCUCUUGAAAAUCAAUUUAAAUUCUCCGACGUUUUCAACGACUUAUCGGUGCAUUGCAUCAGUGAGGAAAACGCCACCGAUGAACUAGAGUGCAAUUUUUUCGAUUUUGACGAAGAGCCAAACUACGAUACCCUACCAGUAGAGUACAGGAAAACUCUGAGCUAACACGAUGAGUGCCCUAACUAAGAAAAGCGUUCUUUUGGGCUUGAGAGGUUUGAUUUCAGAGUUGAGAAAGUGCAGUCCAACAGGUAAUAUGAAGGAGUCGCUUGUUAUGACGUACAUCUUCGAGCAAUACCGUAACUUUAAGGUGACGGAUGAACAGCUGUGUAAGGCUCAACAGGAGAUGAACUUCUUGGCACAGUCUUAUCAUUGCUAUUUGAGGAGUCUGAGAGAGUAUGAAGAGCUGCACAGUCAAUAUUUGAGUAAGGGUGAACGCACAGUCAAGCAAACGGCUGACUUGGUUGGCUUCAAACUUCCACAUGAUGCUAAGUAAAUGUUGGAAAUGUGCAUUUCAGUAGUCGAUAUUGUACCUGAUCUGUACAGUCUUUAGUUAUUUUCAAUGAUUAAAUCUUGUAAUGCUCAGUUGAUUGGGAUAUAGUUACGCUUUACAAAUUUAUUCUAUUAUUGAAUAAGAAAUAGUGUCAUAAAAUAUUUGUAUCGAUUCAAAUUUACUGCAGUUGAAACUUGAGUUAUCUUUCAAUUAAAAUGAAAAAGGUUGUAAUAUUUGUUUUGUUCUUGAAUUUUGUUUUCUCCUCUAAAUGUCCGGCAGGUAGUUUUUUGCUCCCCUUCAUGUUGACCUGCCAUCGUUACCUAGAUUGUAACGAUAUUAAAAGCAUUCGAAUUGUCAAAGAGUUGAAUUCCGGCUUUGUAAAAACCGUUUACUUGGCCAAAUGGAAGCAUUACAAUGUAGUUCUUAUGAAACCCAAUCGGUUCGGUUUUGACGACGACUUUAAAACCGGAUUAUCAAUGUUGAAACUUAUGAACCCGAACGACCGAGUCACUCAGCUCAUAGGUUACUGCGAGGAGCGAAAUAUCAUACUAACAGAGUACCAUAUGAAUGGAGAUGCUAGGAACGUGUUGGCUCUAAUGGAGAAAAACAGUUCUGUUGAUACAAUCGAGAACCGGUUGAAGUUGUGUAUCAAUUACGCCGAGUUGUUACAGAUGUUGCACAGUGGUCCAUACGGCACUAGAGUGGCCUGUGACUCGAAUACUUUACAAAAGUUGCUCAGUCAGUUUCUAGUCACAUCCGACCUGAAAUUGAUAGUGAAUGACGUGGAUGCCCUGCCACAAGUUCAACCGAACUCCUCAAUUGUGUGCGGAUCUCGGCGGCUGGCUGGAGAUUUUGUUGCUCCUGAACAAAAAUCAACGUCGGUGAUUGGCUACAAUGAGAAAACGGACAUCUGGAAAGCUGCCUCUGUGUGCCAGUAUUUCAUUGAAGGCCAUAAGGACUCGCAGAUAGUUUUGUACAGCAUCUACGAGAUGCAUAAACAGUGCAAGAACAGGGAUCCCAACCUGCGUCCCUCGGCUGACGAACUGGUCGACGGCUACAAGCGUGUCUUGUACGAUCUCAUUGCGUCAAGAUCUGAAUUGUAAACUCAAAAGGUUGUUGAGAUAUAACUGCUCUGAAGGUAAAGAUCUAAAUUGUGAAUUGUGCAGUACAGUCGCUUUCUGUAGUUUCAUCCUUUUUUCUGAAUAACCCUUUGUAAAUAAAAAGGUGUUUCAAAAGUUUCUAAAUUU